This is a messenger RNA of Amoebophrya sp. A120, 1581 nucleotides long. The record is from the annotation of a GenBank genome assembly. NCBI's taxonomy places the organism in Eukaryota, Dinophyceae, Syndiniales, Amoebophryaceae.
AUGAUCCCGCACGCCAGCAUCUGGCUCCCCCGGGGCGCGGGGAUGCCGCCCUGCGCGUCCGUGUCGGAGGGGUCGACCAAGUCGGUGGAGGUCAAGUACCCCUUCGUCUACUGGAGCUACCAGAUCGAGGGCAAGGGCUGCACGGUGAGCUCCGAGUGGGACUGGUACCCCUUCGACCAGCAGCAGAUCGACGUGACCGCGCGGCCGAACGGCGACAUCGAGUGGCUGUUCGACUACACCGAGUUCACGUGGCGGAUCUACGCCCUGUACGGCCCCUGGUCCGCGAAGUUCGGCAUCGCCAGCGUCAGCUUCAACACCCACGACGAGGUGAAAGCCGCCCUGCUCGGGAUCAAGGCGCUCAACGAGUCGCACGCGGAAGCCGCGGCGCAGAAGUACCCGGGGAUCAGCCAGGCCACGCUGGACAGCAACUGGCAGCGGUCCUGGCCGGUGGUGUCGGCCGCGGUGACCCCCAAUUACGACGAGAACGUGGUCGUACUCACCGCCACGGUGGAGCGCGACAGCGAGCUGUUUGCCUACCGGCUCUUCCUCCCGUGCGUGCUUCUCGGUCUCUUCGCGUUCAGCACCUUCAUCGUCACCCCCGACAAGAUGGUGCCGCGCUUCAUGUCGGGGUUCCUCGCGUUUCUGGCCCUGCAGGCCUUCCGCAAGGGCGCCACCGACGACGCCCCGGACACGCUGACCAAGUUGUCGUACCUGGACGCGCUGCUGAUGUAUCUCACGUUGCACAUGAGCAGCUGCAUGCUGAACGUGAUCAUGGGGGAGGUCAUCUUCCAGAUCUACGGCCCCCUGGUCGUCCGGGAUUUGGAUUCCUUGUCCAAGCGCAUCACGCCCGGGUGCUUCUUCUGCGGGAUGAUGACGGCGAUUCUGUGCAUCGGGGCGGACAACACGCUGGGGCUGUCGAGCAUCGACACGCUGUUCGUGAUUCUCACCUUCUUCGCCUCCACGCCCGUUUGCUCCUGGUUUUGCUGGUACUUCAUCGUGGUUAGCAACGGCGAGCACUUUUACCUCUACAACUGCAUGCGGAGAGCGCAGUACGACCCGGCGGCGCCGUGCGUGCUGCAGGACAAGGAGCUCAGUGCGCUGUUCCGCUGGAUCGGCUACCGCUACGGGUUUGCGCACGAAGACAAAGACGAACCGGACGAGGCGGACGACCACCUGCUGCGCGUGGACGACGUGGCGCGGUUCGUCGUGGACACCGUGAAGGGGGAGCUGGAAAUGAAAAUGUGCGUCCUGCUGAUCGUGUUGAUCCACGAAGAGGUGGACGAGAACAAGGACGGGAAGGUGGACGUGGCGGAGUUCAAGCGGUUGUUUCCCUUCGUGAUUCACGGCGUGGCGAAGGGCAGCUGCGACCUGAAGGCCCGGUCGAGACUCUACCUGUUGCGGUUCUACUUGAUGCGCAUGCUGCUCGGCUACAAGCCCGUGCAGUACAUCCGGAGCAGCACGUACGGGGGCAAGCUGGUGCGCAUGGCGAGUAGCGGAGGCUUCCAGAUCGGCAUCAUCCGGGAGGAUAGCGGUGCUGUGGUGUCCCCCUCCGAGGUGGUGAAGGCGGACGGACAUCAGUAA